Orbicella faveolata is the source of this 2289-nucleotide messenger RNA. Its product is annotated as galactosylceramide sulfotransferase-like. Gene Ontology annotation, molecular function: galactosylceramide sulfotransferase activity. Lineage: Eukaryota; Metazoa; Cnidaria; Anthozoa; Scleractinia; Merulinidae. Gene Ontology annotation, cellular component: membrane. Gene Ontology annotation, biological process: glycolipid biosynthetic process. The record is from RefSeq and is a predicted model, not a curated record.
CUCCUGUUGUCUCGAACCGCUUGGAAAGCCAGUCACAAAAGCGCAUCGGGAGAGUUCUCGACGAACGCGUGUUCGAAAAGCUGUCGCAGGAUGAGAAUUUUUCAACGCAGUAUUUUCAGACGUUUCCUUUGCUUGCUUUUAUUGUUUACUGUGACUUCCCUGCUGUAUGUAUACGUCGUAAAUAAGCGGCAUUUGAGUGGAUUUCGACGGACGCGCCAUCGCAUCACGCCCAGAAAUGCCACGAAAAUUGAUGUACUUACGACGCAAUUGGAACAAGAGCAAUGCUUACCUGUUCAACAAAUUCUUUUUCUCAAAACACACAAAACUGGCUCAAGCACAAUGACUAACAUCUUCUUUCGUUACGGAGACGCCAGAAAUCUUUCGUUUGUCCUUGGGUUGGGCACUUUUCUUGGCUGGCCAAAUAAAUUUCACAUUAUUUUUCCACUUCGAUUUUUUGCCAAACAACCUAACAUUUUGUGCAGCCACGCAAGAUUUAACAAAAAACCAAUGAACUGGCUUUUUCCUAAAGCAACCAGCAAGUACCUGACAAUUCUGCGAAAUCCAGUGGACAACUUUGAAUCUGUUUUUAAUUUCGCUCAUCUUGGUAAAGCAUUUGGCUUAGGGGACAAGCAGGACUCGUUGGAUAAAUUUUUGGAGAAGGAAAUUCCACUCAACCAUUCCCGUCCGAAUGUAAUGACUUAUUUGGCAAGAAAUCCCAUGAUGUUUGACUUGGGUUUAAGUUUAGAAUAUUUUCAAAAUCUCUCCGCAGUUAACGAGUACAUCCAGUUUCUGGACAAAGAGUUUGACUUGGUUAUGAUUAUGGAUUACUUUGAUGAAUCACUGGUGUUGAUGAAACGACUGCUCUGCUGGAAAACAGACGACAUUCUGUACGUAAAGCUUAAUGAGCGAUUAGACAAGGAGAAGGCACGAAGGUUGAGCAACAGCGUCCAAGAAAAUAUCAAAAGAUGGAAUAAAGCAGACGUUUUGUUAUUCGAUCAUUUUAAUAAAACGUUUUGGAGCAAAGUGAAGAAUGAAGGGCCUGCCUUUUAUGAAGAUCUGGCUGACUUUCGCCAAAGGAAGGAAAAGAUAAAGCGACGGUGUUUCACAGACAGCGUGCGACAUCAACGCGCUUAUCAUGAUAAAUUUGUGAAGGGUUACUCAAUCAGAAAGCAUCUGAGGCCGAGUACAAAAGCCUUGUGUGAAAAUUUGGUUAGGAUGGAAAACUCUUUCCUUGAAUACCUGAGAAGCAAACGUACGGAAAAAUUAAGGAAUACUGGACUGGGAAAAGAGACCAGUAUUAAGCAAGAAACCGGCUGGGGUGCUGCGAAGGAUUUACAAUAUGAACCAGUAAAAACUCCAAAUUAAUGCAACUUCCCUGGUUUUCCACCGUAGAUGAGAGCAUUCUCUUACCCAGAGCCUCCCAUUCCUCUUGGCCGGCGAGGCCUUGACACAAGGAAACGAUUAUUGAUUAUUUCCGCUUUUGUUUUCGCUUUUACCGAGGGACAUGUAGGCGGCUGAGAGGUUACUUUUUAUAGUCUUGAUCUCCGUGAUCUAGGACCAUCUGCGGGAUAAAUUUUGCAAGUGAAAUUUAAGACGAAAUCUGAGAAGAAAUCGAGCAAUUUCAGUUAGGAAGUAAGGAUGAUCAAGUUCAGGGCAGAUACGCAUUUCUACACGUGGGUCUUGUUGAGCUUAUUUCGGACUUUUAUCGACAUUCUAGACAGAAUCGAAGUACUUGGCAUAAAUUUGUUAGUACUUCAUCAAGUUUAUAUCAUAAUCAACUUUGAUCGAUAACCUGUUGAUUACUGUUGAAGCAUUGUUAGUAGCAUAACCCUACUUCUUUACGAACACAUUGACCUAGGAAGGCUUAGAUGUAUAAAGAAAGAGGUUAAACAGCGCAUGUCUCUACCUGAAAAGUGGAGUGUUCCCCCUGUGGGGAUUCAGUAGGUUUUGCGAUCCUACGGGAUUGCUACCCAUACUCUAGCUUGAGGGUGGGUAUUUCGUGACCCGUGAUCGGCCCUUUUUAUUUCCUGUGAAAUGUGAAAUAGCCAUUUUUUUCCCCGUGAAUCGUGAUUUCCAUAGUCGUCGUGAACCGUGAUUUUCCAAAAUAGUCCGUGAGCCAGGCAGUCAAAUUUAGGCUGUCGGUAUCAUUCAGGGUGAAUAAGUUUCCUAGUGUUUUUUGAAAGGCCCUGCUAUUGUAGACUUGGAAAAUCCAUGAUAGCACUGGAUCGAUGGUAGCUCCUCCGUGCUGACUGCAUUUAUUUGCAACCCCCUCCCAAGGCAUAACACAUU